Molecule: messenger RNA, 1500 nt
Organism: Nerophis lumbriciformis (worm pipefish)
Lineage: Eukaryota; Metazoa; Chordata; Actinopteri; Syngnathiformes; Syngnathidae
Source: RefSeq, a predicted model, not a curated record
AUGUAUCCAUGUCUGCCGGUGCUGCUUCUGAUACUUUGGGGGCGCGCCUCCGGUCAGGCGACUGGCGAGGAUUGUUUGGCCCAAUUUAAGAAAGGCCGGGAGGGUUUUGUGCUGGACGCCGAUGAGUCCGUGAAAGACGGGGCCACCUUCAUUUCGUCCCCACAGCUGAACGGCCACAGAGAUUGCGUGGCGGCCUGUUGCAAGGAGCCCAAGUGCAAUGUGGCCCUUAUGGAGGGGGGUUCUGAGGAGAACGCAAUCAAAUCCUGCUUCCUUUUUGACUGCCUAUACAAGAAGAAAUACGUCUGUCGCUUCGUCAGGAAGAAAGGCUACUACAAUUAUAUCCUUGACUCUGUCUAUGAGAGCUACCUGGAGAUAGAUGUCCCACCAAAGGAAACUGAUCGUCCCCCGGUGGCCAACGGAGGUCAGGACCGUGUGGUGCAGCCUCAGGACAGAGUGACACUGAACGGCUUGGAAAGCAAAGAUGACCAAGGGAUCGCGUCCUAUAUGUGGAAAAUGCUCACUGAGUAUCCCUAUGCUGUCAUUGAGAAAACAAACUUUCCAGACCAGAUAAUUGUGUCCAAUCUGACGUCGGGAAUGUACAAAUUCCAGUUGACUGUCACAGACACUAUUGGUCAGUCGGAUUCCACCAAGGUCACUGUUCUGGUUCUUACAGCUGAACAAUCGGAACAUCACUGCAUGGCUCCAAAGAAGAUUGGACCAUGUCGUGGUGCUUUCCCUCGGUGGCACUACAAUGCAGCUUCGGAGAAGUGUGAGGAGUUUGUGUUUGGGGGCUGCAGGGAAAACCUGAAUAACUAUCUUUCCAAGGAUGAGUGCACAAACGCAUGCUAUGGGACAGAGAAAAGGGGUAGUAGUAGAGGCUUACCACUUCCAGAUCAAAAAGAAAAAUGUGGUGUUGCAUGCACUGCAGAGCAGUUCACAUGUGCAAACGGCUGCUGUUUGGAACCAGGCUUGGAGUGUGAUUCAACUGCUCAAUGUAGCGAUGGCUCUGAUGAACAAAAAUGCAAUGACUUGGACAACACUUUUCAGAUUUUGCUGCAGAUUCCGGUGGAUGAGCAAAAAGUGCGCUGCACUGAGCCUCCACACACAGGCAGUUGCAGGGACACUCUCACUAAAUGGUACUACAAUCCUCUCCACCAAGACUGCUUUCGCUUUAACUUUGGUGGUUGCCAGGGCAACGAAAACCGAUUUGACCGUAAGGAGGCCUGUAUGAAGUUCUGCAGAGGGGUGACAGAAAAAGAUGUGUUUGCCCGAAAACAGGAGUUUGAGCGCAGAGUGGCUGACAGUCAGACGGGUGUCAUAGCAAUAGCUGCCGUCCUGGCUAUAGCUAUUGUCAUCCUCUUGGGAAUUCUCUUGUAUUGCUUCAUGAAGGGAAAGAAGAAGUCCUCGCAACACCACCGCGUGCCUGUCAACAACGCUCCACUCACCACCAUGGAAGACAGGGAGCAUCUUGUCUACAACAGUACCACAAAGCCCAUCUGA